AUGGCUGCUUCUGCGCUUUUGAAGAGCCGCGUUCGCCGGCCUUCUUACUUGAAUAAGCUUGCUAAAGCUGAAGACUUGAUUGACUUGUUUCCUCAUGGUUCGUACAUCGGCUGGUCCGGUUUCACGGGUGUGGGCUAUCCCAAGAAAGUUCCUAUCGCUCUCGCAGACCACGUAGAGAAGAACAACCUGCAGGGCAAGCUCAAGUACAACCUGUUUGUGGGCGCCUCCUCCGGCGCCGAGACGGAGAACCGCUGGGCGCAGCUGAACAUGAUCGAGCGCCGCAGCCCGCAUCAGGUCGGAAAAGAGAUCGCCAAGGGAAUCAACAAUGGCAACAUCAAGUUCUUCGACAAGCAUCUCAGCAUGUUUCCCUCGGACUUGGUUUAUGGCUACUACACUAUGAACAAGCCGAACAACAAGAUUGACGUCGCGGUUAUCGAGGCUACUGCCAUCACUGAGAAUGGUGGCAUUAUUCCCGGUGCCUCCGUCGGUGCGUCGCCUGAACUUAUUCAGAUGGCCGACAAAGUCAUUAUUGAGGUCAACACUGCCAGUCCCUCGUUCGAGGGUUUGCACGAUAUCGUGUGCUCCGAUCUUCCGCCUGGCCGCAAGCCAUACCUGGUUAUGGCCCCCGAGGACCGUAUCGGAACUUCUUACAUCCCGAUCGAUCCCGAGAAGGUCGUCGCCAUCGUCGAGUCCGACUAUCCGGACCAGACGCAGCCCAACGCCCCCGAGGACGCUACCUCGCAGCAGAUCGCCGCCAACCUGAUUGAAUUCCUCAAGCACGAGGUCAAGCACGGCCGUCUGCCACCGAACCUUCUCCCUAUCCAAUCCGGCAUUGGCAACAUCGCCAACGCCGUCGUCGGCGGUCUCUCCAAGGGCGGCGCAGACUUCACCAAUCUCAAGGUCUGGACUGAGGUCCUGCAGGACUCCUUCCUUGACCUCUUCGACAGCGGCAACCUCGACUUCGCGACCGCAACUUCCAUCCGCUUCUCCCCUGACGGCUUCAAGCGUUUCUACGACAACUGGGAGCGUUACGCCGGCAAGCUCCUCCUCCGCUCCCAGCAAGUGUCCAACUCGCCCGAAAUUAUCCGCCGUCUCGGCUGUAUCGGUAUGAACACUCCCGUCGAAGUCGACAUCUACGCCCACGCGAACAGCACCUGCGUGAUGGGCUCGCGUAUGCUUAACGGACUCGGAGGUUCCGCCGACUUCCUUCGCAACUCCAAACCUAGCAAGACAGACCCCACCGGUGUCAGCUGUAUUGUUCCGUUCGCCACACAUAUCGAUCAGACGGAGCAUGAUCUUGACGUUAUUGUGACGGAGCAGGGUCUUGCAGAUGUGCGUGGUCUGUCGCCACGUGAGCGCGCCCGUGUCAUCAUCAAGAAGUGCUCGCACCCUGACUACUAUCCCAUUCUGACGGAUUAUCUGGACCGUGCCGAGUUCGAGUGUCUGAAGAAGGGUAUGGGUCAUGAGCCGCACAUGCUUUUCCAGGCUUUCAAGAUGCAUCAGAACUUGCAGGAGAAGGGUACUAUGAAGAUUGAUUCUUGGUAG
Penicillium maclennaniae is the source of this 1545-nucleotide messenger RNA. RefSeq names its product acetyl-CoA hydrolase ACH1 (gene coaT). Gene Ontology annotation, cellular component: mitochondrion. Lineage: Eukaryota; Fungi; Ascomycota; Eurotiomycetes; Eurotiales; Aspergillaceae. The transcript has 4 exons. Gene Ontology annotation, biological process: acetate metabolic process. Gene Ontology annotation, molecular function: acetyl-CoA hydrolase activity; acetate CoA-transferase activity. The record is from RefSeq and is a predicted model, not a curated record. Bases 1 to 1545 code for a protein of 514 amino acids.